AUGGACAGUACCACCUGGAGCCCCGUGACCAACGCGACUGCUGCACCCCUCGCGCCCCACGAGCGCAUCCGCAAUGCUGCCGACAUCUCUGUCAUCGUCGUCUACUUCGUGGUGGUCAUGGCUGUGGGGCUGUGGGCUAUGUUUUCCACUAAUCGUGGGACCGUUGGAGGCUUCUUCCUGGCAGGACGAAGUAUGGUGUGGUGGCCGAUCGGAGCUUCUCUCUUCGCCAGUAACAUCGGAAGUGGCCACUUUGUGGGGCUGGCCGGGACAGGAGCAGCUGCAGGCAUUGCCACCGGGGGCUUUGAGUGGAAUGCCCUGAUUUUGGUGGUUGUGCUGGGCUGGGUGUUUGUCCCUAUUUACAUUAAGGCUGGGGUGGUGACGAUGCCGGAGUACCUGAGGAAGCGAUUUGGCGGCAAGCGCAUCCAGAUAUACCUCUCCAUCCUGUCCCUGUUGCUCUACAUUUUCACCAAGAUUUCGGCAGACAUCUUCUCUGGGGCCAUAUUCAUCAACUUAGCCUUGGGCCUGGACCUGUACCUGGCCAUCUUUCUCUUAUUGGCAAUCACCGGCCUUUACACGAUCACAGGGGGCUUGGCAGCUGUGAUUUACACGGACACCUUGCAGACGGCGAUCAUGCUUGUGGGGUCUUUUAUCCUGACCGGGUUUGCUUUUCAUGAAGUGGGAGGGUAUGAGGCCUUCAUGGAAAAGUACAUGAAAGCCAUUCCAACCGUGGUUUCUGAUGCAAACACCACCAUCAAAGAGGAAUGCUACACCCCAAGAAACGACUCCUUCCACAUCUUCCGAGACCCCCUCAAGGGAGACCUGCCAUGGCCCGGGCUCAUCUUUGGGCUGUCCAUCCUCGCCCUGUGGUACUGGUGCACAGAUCAGGUCAUUGUGCAGCGCUGCCUGUCAGCCAAAAACAUGUCUCACGUGAAGGCCGGCUGCGUGAUGUGUGGGUACCUGAAGCUGCUGCCCAUGUUCCUCAUGGUGAUGCCAGGAAUGAUCAGCCGCAUCCUGUACACAGAAAAAGUUGCCUGCGCCCUCCCCUCGGAAUGCGAGAAACACUGCGGCACCAAGGUGGGCUGUACCAACAUCGCCUACCCGACCCUGGUGGUGGAGCUCAUGCCCAAUGGACUGCGAGGCCUGAUGCUGUCAGUCAUGUUGGCGUCUCUCAUGAGCUCCCUGACAUCCAUCUUCAACAGCGCCAGCACCCUCUUCACCAUGGACAUCUACACCAAGGUCCGGAAGAGAGCAACUGAGAAAGAGCUCAUGAUUGCAGGAAGAGUGUUCAUCCUGGUGCUGAUCGGCAUCAGCAUCGCCUGGGUGCCCAUUGUACAGUCAGCACAAAGUGGACAGCUCUUUGAUUACAUCCAGUCCAUCACCAGUUACUUGGGACCACCCAUUGCAGCUGUCUUCCUGCUCGCUAUUUUCUGCAAGAGAGUCAACGAGCAGGGAGCCUUUUGGGGAUUGAUCAUAGGAUUUCUGAUUGGGGUGUCCCGAAUGAUUGCUGAGUUUGCUUAUGGAACUGGGAGCUGCAUGGAGCCUAGCCAGUGUCCCACGAUUAUCUGUGGUGUACACUAUCUGUACUUUGCCAUCAUCCUGUUUGUCAUUUCUAUCAUCAUCAUCUUGGUCGUCUCCCUCAUCACCAAGCCCAUUCCAGAUGUGCACCUCUACCGCCUGUGCUGGAGCCUUCGCAACAGCAAAGAGGAGCGUAUUGACCUGGACGCAGGGGAGGAGGACAUCCAGGAGGCCCCAGAGGACACCAUUGAAAUAGACACAGAAGUUCCUGAGGAGAAAAAAGGAUGCUGCAGGAAGGCCUAUGACCUGUUCUGCGGUCUGGACCAGCAGAAGGGCCCCAAGAUGACAAAGGAAGAGGAGGCAGCCAUGAAGUUGAAGCUGACAGACACCUCGGAGAAGCCUUUGUGGAGGACGGUAACGAACAUCAACGGCAUCAUUCUGCUGGCUGUGGCCGUCUUCUGCCACGCAUUUUUUGCCUGA
Messenger RNA from Molossus molossus (Pallas's mastiff bat), 1995 nucleotides. RefSeq names its product solute carrier family 5 member 1 (gene SLC5A1). The record is from RefSeq and is a predicted model, not a curated record. Bases 1 to 1995 code for a protein of 664 amino acids. The transcript has 15 exons. Gene Ontology annotation, molecular function: D-glucose:sodium symporter activity. Gene Ontology annotation, cellular component: plasma membrane. Lineage: Eukaryota; Metazoa; Chordata; Mammalia; Chiroptera; Molossidae. Gene Ontology annotation, biological process: sodium ion transport; transmembrane transport.